GGAGGUAUGGUUGAUAACUCGCAGUCCAUCGCGCUGAGCAGAAGAGGAGCAGCACAACUAAAUGUGACUUAUCUGAGCAUCAUCAUCACAUCUGCGCCUCCGGGAGACAAAGAAGAGACGAACUCUGAAGGAGCGAACAACGCGACCAGAGCCUCCCGGAGUGAUAUGAUAUCGUUAUUAUUAUAUCUCUCGACGUGACGACUGUUUGUCUGCCUCUAAUGUUUCCAACCCACUGAGACCAGGGGGGAUUUAUUCCUUCUUUUGUUCUUAGCUUUUUUUUUUUUAUCAUUGACUAUUAAUAAAAGCAGCCAAAACGAAUAAAUACGGGUCAUUAUGGUUUUGUUAACACUGCAUAAUAGAAGAGGGUUGAAUUGCUUGUGCGCGCAGUUCUUGCUGUGGAUUUUAUGUGCUGUGGACGCUGAGGAGCAGCAAUUCAGUGUGGAGGCUUGGCUGCAGAGGUAUGGCUACCUCCCUCCCACAGACCCCAGAAUGUCCGUCCUGCGGUCAGAACAGACCAUGCAGUCUGCUAUCGCUGCCAUGCAGCGCCUCUACGGCCUUAACGUCACCGGUGAACUGGAUAAGAACACCAUUGACUGGAUGAAGAAGCCACGAUGUGGGGUGCCAGACCAGUUCGGCGGUGCCUCGAAAUUCAGCGUCAGAAAAAGACGUUACGCCCUAACAGGGCAGAAAUGGCAACAUAAACAUAUCACAUACAGUAUAAAAAAUGUCACGCCUAAGGUAGGAGCGGAGGAGACCCACAAUGCCAUUCGCCGGGCGUUCGAUGUGUGGCAGAAUGUCACGCCGCUGCGUUUCGAGGCAGUGCCCUACAGCGACCUGGAGCGCAACAAGAAAGAUGUGGAUAUUACUAUCAUUUUCGCCUCAGGUUUCCACGGCGACAGCUCCCCCUUCGAUGGAGAAGGGGGCUUUCUUGCACAUGCCUACUUUCCCGGUCCGGGGAUCGGAGGAGACACACACUUCGAUUCGGAUGAGCCCUGGACUCUGGGGAACCCUAACCAUGACGGUAAUGAUCUUUUCCUGGUGGCCGUGCAUGAGUUGGGACACGCAUUAGGUCUGGAACAUUCCAACGACCCCAGCGCCAUCAUGGCCCCUUUUUACCAAUACAUGGACACGCACAACUUCAAACUGCCUCUAGACGACCUUCAGGGGAUCCAGAAAAUCUACGGUAUUCCCACAGCCAUGCUGGAGCCCACCCGACCUCUUCCUACUCUCCCUGCGCGACGCACACACCCCACCUCUGAGAGGAAACACGACCGGCAUCGCCCGGCUCGCCCACCCUCUGGAGAUCGGCCUUCCUCUCCCGGACAUGGAAAACCCAACAUCUGCGACGGCAACUUUAACACUGUGGCCUUCUUUCGACGGGAGAUGUUUGUUUUUAAGGAUCGUUGGUUCUGGCGUUUGCGAAACAACAAAGUUCAGGAAGGCUAUCCAAUGUUAAUAGAGCAGUUCUGGAAGGGUCUACCUCCUCGCAUUGACGCUGCUUACGAGAGAUCAGAUGGCAAAUUUGUGUUCUUCAAAGGGGACAAAUACUGGGUCUUCAAGGAGGUUACAGCAGAGCCCGGGUAUCCUCACAGCCUGGUAGAGCUGGGAAACUGUCUGCCUCGCGAUGGCAUCGACACAGCCUUACGUUGGGAACCUGUGGGAAAAACCUACUUCUUUAAGGGCGACCAGUACUGGCGUUACAACGAGGAGAAGCGCACGGCUGACCCAGGCUAUCCCAAACCCAUCAGCGUCUGGAAAGGCAUCCCUGAUGCACCGCAAGGAGCCUUCAUCAGUCGAGAAGGAUUUUAUACCUACUUUUACAAGGGAAAGGAUUACUGGAGGUUUGAUAACCAGAAGUUAACGGUGGAGCCAGGCUACCCAAAAUCAAUCCUCAAAGACUGGAUGGGCUGCGAUCAAUCGGAGGUAGAAAAGAACAAAGACCGCCACCUCCCUCACGAUGACGUCGACAUCAUGGUCGCCAUUAAUGACGUGCCCAGCACUGUAAACGCAAUCGCUGUGGUCAUCCCGUGCAUCCUCUCACUGUGCAUUCUCGUCCUUGUAUAUACUAUCUUCCAGUUCAAGAACAAAAACGUCCAACAGCACGUGACCUACUACAAACACCCUGUGCAGGAGUGGGUAUGACGGACCGGGGGGUGCGACGGACCCCAAACGCUUGAGAACAUAAGUGAGGGCUACUAUGCUGAGGUUUGACCAGUGCCUGUUUUCAGAACAACCCUGUCCCAGAACGGGAACACAAGAUGAGGAAAGGGAGCAUCUUCUUCCUUCCCACUUGAGACAGAACUUUACAACAAAUAUUGCAAUUUUUUUAGCAUGAGCGCAACGGACAAAACUUCUGGGGAUUGAACGUUUGAAGUCGUGCCCUGGCCUUAUGCUAACCAGGUGAAGUCUUAACGGUCGAGGAACCUGCACUCCAGUUCAUGUUCUCUUCUCCCGGAGAGUUAGAGGAACCACAGAUUUGCAAAACGCCAGCAAAUCCUUGUCUCGUUGUCAACAUAAACUUGUACAUGAACUUCAACUAUUAUCAAAGAAACGAAACAAGCAAAACGACAAACAAUGACUUGAAAACCACGUAGGUAGAAAGGCCAUAGAAAAGAAUACCAAGGAAUUCUUGCAGUCUUUUGUCAUUUACGGGGUAAAAGGUUCAUCGCUGGCACUCCUUGAAGACUUCAACAUGUUUUUUAUUGGUGGUUAGGAGGCAGUUUCAAACUAAUUAGCUUAACAUCAAUCUGAAUGUUUGUUUGCGUUUUUUUUCCUUUCCUCACCUGCCUACCCAUUUCCACAGAGUAGAAAAAAUGAUUUAUAAUAACUAGGGCAGUCUUAACACCUCCUCCCACUCGCUACUGUACUCUAUUCCUUUUCUUCUUUUGAUGUUUUUAUCAGUCGGCAACAAAAGAGGAUCUCUUUUUGAUGGCAUUAGUUCUUUAUAGGAGAGUCAUUUUGUGUCACAAUAGCCUGAUUUCUCGCAAUCUCUCUAUUAUAUUUUGCUUUUAUUAGGCCAUGUUUCCAACCAUCUUGCACGGUCUCCUGCUGCGACCUUACCUUUUCACCAAGUGUAAUAUUUGAAACACUGGUGCCAGGCAGGAACACGAACAAUGAACACAUCUGAAUACGAAAUAGCUUUGUUACCCUUGCCUACUGUAGAUGAUCUCUCGACGGUUCAUCCAUCCUCUUCGAACAAACGUAAUAUGCUGUAUGUCUUACGUUGAAGUGACUUCAAUUUCAUGUGUUCGUGUGGAUUGUCUAACACUUAGCUCAAAAAUGUCUGUCGGGUGCUUUUAUUGGUUCGACUGUGCUAUUUAACGGUGAAGUGCGUCUGACUGUACCAUAUUAACACAUCUCUUUGUGCUCAUCUGCUGUGGGAAUGGAUCUGAUACAUUGCACAUUGGAAGGAGCUGAGAUGUAAUUGAUGUUUUCAGAAUCUCGAAUGGAACUUUUUGGAUUAAUCUUCAGAUGUAUAUGUAUAUUAGAAAAGGUUCGUAGCAUCUUAAUCACAAUAUUAAGAUGGUAGAUUUGGCGAGACUCCCUAUAAGGCUUCACUUAAGACACAGUUUAUCAUUUAAUAUUGGGGUUUCACUGAUACUUUUGCCUUAACACAUUUAGGUUGCAUGUUAUAAAUCCAUUUUGCUUUUCUCUGUGGAACGAGCAUUUUUAGCUACAAAAAAAGCAAUUUUUUGUUUAUUCCGCAGAGAUUCGUGUACAUAUUGUAUUCACAGUUCAAAGGAGCAUGAAUCUGCAACAGAAACUACCUGGCAUAUACUUUUAUGUUUCUAAUGUGUUUCCGCCAAUGGUUUGAGCAUCUAUUCAAGCUUCACCAUAUUUCUACACUUAGCUGGCUUCAUUGGCAUGCUGUUUGUGACGUGAGUGUCACUUCUGUAGUUGCCAUAUGUACAUCUGCCCAAACAAUGGACCACUUGGAGAUCAUCAUUUUGUUAAUACAUUCAACUAACAUGAAUGUUUUCUGAAUAGUCUUUUAAA
Molecule: messenger RNA, 3996 nt
Organism: Puntigrus tetrazona (Sumatra barb)
Lineage: Eukaryota; Metazoa; Chordata; Actinopteri; Cypriniformes; Cyprinidae
Product: matrix metalloproteinase-24-like
Exons: 9
Coding region: 334-2142 (602 amino acids)
Biological process (GO): extracellular matrix organization; skeletal system development; proteolysis
Cellular component (GO): extracellular matrix
Molecular function (GO): zinc ion binding; metalloendopeptidase activity
Source: RefSeq, a predicted model, not a curated record